Molecule: messenger RNA, 2298 nt
Organism: Paraphaeosphaeria sporulosa
Lineage: Eukaryota; Fungi; Ascomycota; Dothideomycetes; Pleosporales; Didymosphaeriaceae
Product: alpha/beta-hydrolase
Exons: 2
Coding region: 229-2298 (689 amino acids)
Source: RefSeq, a predicted model, not a curated record
GCUCACUCCACGAUGUGAGUCUGUGCUGUCACAUGCACGAGCCUCGCGAGCAUGCAAACACACAGCGCCAGACUGCGUGUCCGCACCGUGCCGACCCCUUCUUAAACUCAAGCUGCGCUUGCCAUCGCCGCUCAACGCUCGCACCUCGAGUCCACGCGCCGCUUGACGGUCGCCACUGCUGUUCGCCUGGGCGCAUCCCGCGCAGGGAGCCUGUAGAAUUGCAUCGCCAUGCCUCUCCGCAUCCCCUUCCUCGGGCGUCUGCACGUCCGGGAGUACUUCGUCCUCGCCCUCUCCAUCGUGCUCAUUGCACUCGAGUCCAUCAUCGCACUCAUCACUGUCGCCAUUCCCACGCCCAUAAUCAACAUAUUCUACCGCAUCACGCGAAGACUGUUCAACCAAUUGUCUUCGCCCAAGUCGCGCCGUAGCAGGCAGCAGAAGAAGGGCGUGUGGAGCUCCAUCGCCAAUGCUCCGGGAUUCGGAGAGCUUUGCGAGCUCUAUGGGUACUACGCGGAAGAACACGUCGUGCAGACUGGCGACGGAUAUCUGCUGGGCCUGCAUAGAUUGGCGCAUAGGAGGGGGGAAGAAGACACGAGGGUCAAUGCCGGCCCAGGCAAGGGGGGCUUGAAGAAGAAGGUCGUUUACCUGCACCAUGGACUCAUGAUGAACAGCGAGGUCUGGGUCUCUCUGACCGAGCGGGAGCGUUGUCUUCCUUUCGAGCUGGUCGAGAGGGGAUACGAUGUCUGGCUGGGCAACAACCGCGGGAACAAGUACUCCAAGAAGAGCGUGCACUGCGCGCCAACCGACCAGGCUUUCUGGAACUUCAGCAUGGACCAAUUUGCCUUCCAUGAUAUCCCAGAUUCGAUCGGGUACAUCCUCAAGACGACUCACCAGCCGUCUCUGUCCUACAUUGGCUUUUCGCAAGGCACUGCGCAGGCCUUCGCCACGCUUUCUAUUCACCCUGACCUGAAUGAAAAGGUCGAUGUGUUCAUUGCGCUUGCGCCGGCCAUGUCUCCACCAGGUCUUACUUCUGGAAUCGUCAACUCGUUCGUCAAGACAUCGCCCGACAUCAUCUUUCUAGCUUUCGGGAGGAGGUCCAUCCUGCCUUCCACCACUAUGUGGCAGUCAAUCCUUUACCCACCCAUCUUUGUCCGUCUGAUCGACGCUUCGUUGCACUUCCUCUUUGGAUGGACCGCCAGCAAUAUUACUGCACACCAGAAGUUGGCCGCAUACCCGCAUCUUUACUCCUACACUUCGACCAAGAGCGUCGUCCACUGGUUCCAGAUCAUCCGCAAUGGCGUCUUCCAGAUGUACGACGACGACGCGCCAAGCCUCAUGUCCAAUAAAUCCAAGUACUACAAAGUUGCCAAGUUCCCAACCCGCAACAUUAAGACACCUAUCGUACUAGUAUACGGUGGCUCAGACAGCCUAGUCGACAUCAACGUAAUGCUCAAAGAGCUCCCUCGCCAUACCAUCGCGAAGGAGAUCCCACACUACGAACAUCUCGACUUCCUCUGGGCCUCCUCUGUAGACCAGCUCGUCUUCCCGCACGUCUUUGAAGCGCUAGAAGACUACGCCGGUCUCGCAGGCGAAGAAGCCCCGUCCCUCGGCCACCGCAAAGAAAAGCGCUUCCGCUCACCAGGCCGCUACAAAGGCCUCCUCCCCGAAUCCGGCGCGCUCCCCGGCCCAGAAGGCGACGAUGCCGGCGACGAGUCCUCCUCUAGCCCCAUCGCCCUCCGUUCGCGGAAACACUCCCAAUCGACCCGCAAAAUUUCCUUCACCGACCCUCCACCCGCGGACGUCCCGCAGCCGCAGUCGCCCUCGGCGCAGAAAUCCAGAAUCCCGCAUCUCGCAUCAAGCUACGCCUCCGCGGUAGAACGCACGCACUCCCCCUCGGACCGCACAACCACCUUUCCCCCGCCCGCAGCCAAAGUUCCCAUCCACACACUCGAGUCCGCCUCGCCCGCGCCUUCAGCCUCGCAAGCGACGGCACAUAGCUCGACGAGUCGGCCCGAGGGGUGGUGGUCGUCUGACGAGGUGGGUGGGACGGCACAAUCAGGCCCGACAACGCCGGAGCGUUCUGCACCUCAGAAGAUAUCGAAAAAGCAGAGCUUGGAUAGUGUGCGGAGUGUGCAAAGUGGCAAGGUUGGGGGUGUCUUUGGGGAGAGGGGGAUCACAUUGGGGGUGGGGAAGGCGGUGAGUGGGUUGGUCGGGGGGUUGGGGAGGGGCGAGAGUCUGGAGAGUGGAGAGAGUGAGGGGGGAAAGAGGAGUCGGGGGAGGGUGAAGAGGGGUAGUGCGUAG